Molecule: messenger RNA, 3373 nt
Organism: Mus caroli (Ryukyu mouse)
Lineage: Eukaryota; Metazoa; Chordata; Mammalia; Rodentia; Muridae
Gene: A3galt2
Product: alpha 1,3-galactosyltransferase 2
Biological process (GO): carbohydrate metabolic process
Cellular component (GO): membrane; Golgi apparatus; vesicle
Molecular function (GO): hexosyltransferase activity
Source: RefSeq, a predicted model, not a curated record
GGCCUGGCUUACAGGUCAGCAACUCCAGGAAGUCUUUGAAAGCCUCCUGCCCACUCCCAUCCCCUCCCAGGCUCAUUAACCAAUAUUCCUUGUGUGUCGCCUCCUCCCCUGGGUUCACUGUGCAGAGCCCUGCUCUUACUCCACCUGCCUCAGUCUUCACUCUGCAUCCUGAAGACAGGUUUUGUCUUUCCAUCUCACUUACCUUGAUGUCUUGGACCCAGCACAAGGCUUGAUGCCACAAUGUGACCAUGAGCAGGGCCGAACAGACCUUGGCAAACAUCUUGAUGUAUGACCAUCUUCUAUACAAAAAGGCAUCUUCUUCGAACGGAUGGACAGAGGCUGGCGCUGUUGGACAUCAGAGGACAAGGACCAAAAGCUAAGCAGCUCCCUAAAAGGCCAAGACAGUUCCCAGGAGACGGCUUCUCACACUGUAUGCUGGCAACCUGUCUAUUUUUGCCAUAGCUCUUUUUUUUUAAGGCGAUCUUUUUAUAAACAAAACCUGUCCGUGGGUUCUAAUUUGUAUGUCUUUGCCUACUAGUGAGGUGAACAUUUUUCCAUUUAUUUGACUACUAAAUACAUUUUCCCCCCUUCUAGAAUUAAGCUUCUGGUUUGCCAUAGGCACUGUUAAAGGAGGUUGGUCUCUUAGGAAAUGGCUCUGGGGACAGAGUUGGGAGUGAGCUGGCCAGGGUCACAUGGAAGUUGCCGAGAACAAGAAGGACAGAGACAAAGAGGCCUAGGGAAGCCAACCUGUGGACUUUCACGGGCCAAGAAGAGACUCCUGUGGCGGUUCUUCCUGUCUGCAUUUGGUUUCUUAGGCCUGUACUGUUACAGGUUCAUUAUUAUCAGGCUCAUAGAAGGCUCCAUCCCCAUAGGCACCUGCCCUACAGCCAUAAUGCCUCUGCUGAGGGACAAUUUCACAGGAGUACUGCACCACUGGGCCCGGCCUGAAGUCCUGACCUGUACCUCUUGGGGAGCACCAAUUAUUUGGGAUGGCACUUUCGACCCUCAUGUAGCCCAGAAAGAGGCAAGACGGCGGAACCUCACUAUCGGGCUGACUGUGUUUGCUGUAGGCAGGUACCUGGAGAAGUACCUGGAACACUUCCUGGUAUCGGCAGAGCAGCACUUCAUGGUCGGCCAGAACGUGGUGUACUAUGUGUUUACGGAUCGCCUGGAAGCAGUGCCCUAUGUGGCUCUAGGCCAGGGUCGCCUGCUGCGGGUGAAACCCGUGCAGCGAGAGAGGCGCUGGCAGGACGUGUCCAUGGCACGCAUGCCCACGCUACACGAGGCUCUGGGAGGGCAGCUGGGCCAAGAAGCUGACUUUGUGUUCUGCCUGGACGUGGACCAGUACUUCACCGGUAACUUCGGGCCCGAGGUGCUGGCAGAUUUGGUAGCACAGUUGCACGCCUGGCACUACCGCUGGCCACGGUGGCUGCUGCCCUACGAGAGGGACAAGCGAUCGGCUGCUGCGCUGUCGUUAAGCGAAGGCGAUUUCUACUACCACGCUGCGGUGUUUGGCGGCAGUGUGGCUGCGCUGCUCAAGCUGACGGCCCACUGUGCGACUGGCCAACAGCUGGACCGUAAGCGCGGCAUUGAGGCGCUCUGGCACGACGAGAGCCACCUCAACAAGUUCUUCUGGCUGAACAAGCCUACCAAGCUGCUGUCGCCUGAGUUCUGCUGGACAGAGGAAAUUAGCUGGAGGAGAGAGAUCCACCACCCACGCCUGCUCUGGGCACCCAAGGAGUAUACGCUGGUGCGAAACUAGCAGCCCUUCCCUGGCCAAGCAGGCGCCCAGCAUCUUUGGCACUACCGUUGGUCAGUUAGAGCCACUUCUAGCGUCUCUGGGAAGGGGGACUUUGGAACUCAGAGAUAUUGAAAAGAGAUCCUGUGCCUGGGGCCUGUAGACCCUUUGUCAGCUGACUGGAGAGCCUUUUUGCUCCAACCAGAUGCAAAUUAUGGAAAGGCAAGAGUUCUGGCAGCUUUUGUAUCCCAGGUGCUUGUCAGCAGGGGAGUGUGCAGCAAGUACCACCUACCAGGAUUAAAGCUUUUGCAGAGGCCUUGGGGACAAGGCCUUCCUUAGCCCUUGGCUAGUGUCUCAGCUUCUGAGUGGACCUAGAUAUUGGGGUUCCCACACCUUGACAAUGACCAGGGUUGCUCCUACAGAGCCUUUAGUAUCUGAGGCUUGACAACUGUCUGGAGCCAUUCCUGUGACCAGGAUCUGCAAUUUCUCAUCCCUUGGACCUCACCGACUUCAGCCUCAGCUCUCCGUCCUGUCUGCCUCUGCUGGUCCUCUUGUUCGUGUGCAGGUCCCUGCCUGCGUUUAUUUCUUCGACUGCCUCUUCUUCCACCGUCAAGCAGGCUUCUCCUGUCUGGAGCGUGGCUGGCUCCCUGCCCCAUGGGCACUUCCCCUUCAAUUCCCUUGCCGCUGUUGUGUGGCUGGCAGGUCACGCGGUUGUCAUUGCCUCUGCCACCACCACUGCUAUGCUGGCUCUUCCUGUUACCGGACAGCCCUCACUGUUGGCAAGGCCAUUCAAGGGAAGUCUCUCAUGGGACCUAACAGUGCGGUGUCAGGAAAGCAGCAGGAGAGUGUCAGCCCUUCUCCCCUCCCCAACCCCUGCAGGCUGGCCCAUAAGGGCAGCUGAACAUCCAGUGUAGUAGCCAUAAGUGAGAUGUUUGAACCGACCCAGCCUCAUCUCUCUGGGAUAUUCCCAGGUAUCCCUUCUGCUAGACCUCUUCUCUGUGUGGUGAUGGGUAUGGAGUCUUCUGGAGUUCUCAAAGGCUUUGGCAGCAGAAGGUCUGUUUCAAAUCACCAUGGUUUUAUGGCUGUGCCUUAAGGAGCUCUGACUGUUGUGUGGGACUCUCAAGGUGUCCAUGGGCUGUGCAAGACAAAGGGUGCCAGCAUGGGGGUAGUCCAACACCUGCUGGCAUGGGAGUCAAGUUGACAGUGCUUACUUCCAGGACAGCGAGCUCCAGGAGAAUGUUAACAGUAGGGGGUUGAAGGACUUAUUGUUAACACGUGUACUAAUUGUGAGAGAUUUUCCACACUGCUUACCACCACCCAGGGCCCCAGGAAGGGAUGAGACCCUUCCCCUAGCCCCUUUCACCUCUGACCUUCCUGAGUGCUUCUUUUGCCGUGAUAUUUUUAACAUGAGGAGACUGGGGCACAAAGAGGGACCAAACUGCCCAGACACAGGACCCAUUCGGGCCCUUGUGACAUCAGCCGUGGAAGAAUGAGAGUUAGAUCUUCCUUCCAGCCCAACCCCCUUUAGGAGGGAGCCACUAAGAAAGGCAAGCAGGCGUUCCAGUCAUACAUUAUCUCCCGUGGCCGCAGCACAGCUUGUGCAUAUUUGAGGAAUGCUAUAACAAACAAGUAAUU